Messenger RNA from Aaosphaeria arxii CBS 175.79, 1416 nucleotides. Its product is annotated as aminotransferase. Gene Ontology annotation, molecular function: pyridoxal phosphate binding; L-2-aminoadipate:2-oxoglutarate transaminase activity. NCBI's taxonomy places the organism in Eukaryota, Fungi, Ascomycota, Dothideomycetes, Pleosporales. The transcript has a single exon. Gene Ontology annotation, biological process: biosynthetic process. The record is from RefSeq and is a predicted model, not a curated record. Bases 1 to 1416 code for a protein of 471 amino acids.
AUGUCGAAAAAUAUCAAUUUACAGUUAGGGUGGCCUUCGCCCUCGUUGUUCCCGUCAUCACAUCUGCUAGAUGGGGCUUCCAAUGUUCUAAAUUCUUCCAAAAAGACUGCUGCAGCCCUCGUUUACGGCCCUGACGCCGGAUAUGAUCCUCUUCGAGAAAGCAUUGCGAAGUGGCUCGGAUCAUUUUAUCUACCUUCAGGCGGCAUAUCAUCUGAACGAAUUUGCGUAACCAAUGGUGCUUCUGCAAACCUGGGAAAUGUUCUUGCACGAUUCACAGAGCCUGGUUACACACGAAACAUCUGGAUGAUCGAGCCGUGUUACUUUCUUGCCUGUCCCAUUUUCAUGGACCACGGAUUUCAGGGACUGCUCAAGGGAGUUCCAGAAGAUGAGGAGGGAUUGGAUAUCGAGUAUCUUAGGAGAAGCCUCGAGGCUUCAGAGAAGGAAGCCUCCCAACAGUCACCGAAUAUCAAGACGGGUGACAGAUACGCGAAGAUGUACAAGCACAUCAUUUAUGGCACACCCACCUUUUCCAACCCAAGUGGAAAGACUAUGUCUCUCCGGAGACGUGAGGCGCUCGUCCGCCUUGCUCGCGAAUACGAUGCCUUGGUUAUCACCGAUGAUGUUUACGACGUGCUCCGAUGGCCAGCAGAUGAGCACACAAGUUCCGCACAUCUGGGGACUCCCCCGCCACGCAUUGUUGAUCUUGAUAGAACACUCGAUCGUGGGCCAAAGGAUGAGUGGGGUAAUGCCAUGAGUAACGGUUCUUUCUCCAAGAUUAUCGCGCCUGGCGUGAGAGUAGGGUGGGCAGAAGCAUCGCCUGCGCUCACACUUGCUCUUUCCACGCUCGGCUCGAACCGUUCAGGUGGUUGCCCGACCCAAUUGACCGCAAGUUUUGUUCACGAGCUGCUCGAAACUGGGACAUUAGAAAACCAUCUUACAGAUCUCAUAAUUCCUACGUAUCGGACAAGAUACCAUGCCAUGAUGAAAGCUAUUGGAGAGUAUCUUAUUCCCUUGGGUUUUGCGAUCUCGGUUGGUAGAGCGUAUGAGGAAUCUUUGCUAACGUACAAGGGCGGAACUAAUGGAUAUACAAACGGUCAUACGAACGGCUAUACGAAUGGCGAUGCCAAUGGUCACACCAAAUCCAUUGCCGUAGCUGGUGGAUAUUUCACAUACCUGACGUUACCAGAUGACGUCUCAUCGAGGGGCGCGGAGCUAGCUGCGAUCGCAUUGUCGAAUCUCCACCUGAGGUUCGCUUAUGGCGAUAUGAUGCAAGUCAAUGGCGACGACGGCUCUAUCGAGAGAGGGAAGGAAGGGUAUGGAAAGGGCAUAAGGCUUUGUUGGGCGUGGCAUCCGGAAGACGAGAUUGUUGAGGGCAUACAAAGGAUUGCAGGUCUCAUUCAAUUGAUCAGAAGCUAG